CAGCAAUCUGCUGUGAGAAAUUUCAAGAAUCUCUAGUUGCAUAUUUUCUUCUUGUAUCCUGAGGUCUCCUAUUAAGUGUGCUUUAUUCGUUUAGUUUAUUUUUACUAUUGCCAGAACUGUGUAAUUUUUGUUCUCUCGGGUGCAUGUUUCGUUGCACUACAAUUUCCAAUCACUGGUAUUUCCCUUGGUACUUUGUCGACUUCUUGCUUUUAGUGAAAAAAAAGGAUUGAUGUGGGCAGAGUAGUACAUAACUGUAAGGAAUAUAGGUGCCUGUCUAAAUAGGAAUAGACUGAAGAACCUAACCCCAGUAAUAAAUGGCAGAACCUGCUGGAGAGGUUCAUUGAAUGUGUAAAAACUCUGUGGCUCUCAGGUCAAUUUUUUAAAGCGAUGAUCAUUGUUUAAUAUCAAGACUAAGUAUUGUUAGUAUUCUGAUAUCUGUAUAUCAGAGCUUGUUCUGAUCGCCAUCUAUGUACCAAUUAUAUGUUCGUACAUGAUAUUACUUGAUUUUCUGUGGAAUUGUUUAAAACUGAUGUAUUAUUGUUUCUUAAAAAACAUUCAAAUUUCAGAAGCUACUGGCUGAGUUCAAGGCAUGGUUACAGUCUAAUGCGGACCAUGAAAGACUAUUCUACAGAGACCGUUUUGAGAAAAGAUAUAGCUCUUUAGUUGAUGCGGAAAAGCAGAUUCAGGCUGGUACAUUACUUGGGAGCAAACAACUUCUAAGCUCACAUGUGAUGGAAGCUUUUAGUCCGAGUGCUGCGUCAAAGCUGUUUGAUCAAGAAAUACGUGAAGUGUUCUUUUGGACUUUUGGCGGGCUCGGAGCAGCGGGUUUCUCUGCAUCGGUUUUGACUUCUAUUCUAUCAACAACAUUAGAAGAUAUUCUUGCUCUUGGCCUUUGUUCUGUGGCAGGCUUUUUAGCAAUCUCCAAUUUUCCAGCUCGUAGGCGACAGGCUGUGGAUAAGGUGAAGAGAAUCGCGGAUGGGUUAGCACGUGAGAUUGAAGAAGCGAUGCAGAAAGACGUGUUGGAGACAAGUUUGUACUUAGAGGGUUUGGUAGAACUCAUCGGCAAGCCUUAUCGAGAAGCAGCACAGGGGAGACUGGACAAGCUUUUGGCUACUGCCGACGAACUGACAAAAAUGAAGACCAAACUGAAAGCGUUGCAAAUUGAAAUUUACAAUCUCAAUUAGUUAGUGUUUGGAUAGGGGAAUUCAUUUCAAAUCUUGAAUUUCAAUUCUAUAAUUUGAAAUUCCAUAAUUCAAAUUCUAUUUCGGUGUUUGGCAACCACAAGAAAUUCAAAAAUCAUAA
Cuscuta campestris is the source of this 1302-nucleotide messenger RNA. NCBI's taxonomy places the organism in Eukaryota, Viridiplantae, Streptophyta, Magnoliopsida, Solanales, Convolvulaceae. The record is from the annotation of a GenBank genome assembly.